GAUGCAAAAGGCAGUUUGGGUUCUCUGUCCACCCCAGAAAAGUGCGCAAUGAAGACAGAAGUCACGGUGUUGAUUGAUGCUAUGGACUAUGAAGCAAUCCAUGUGGUCGCCUUUACAAUAGAUAAGAUCAUGGGAAAUCCGUGAGUUGCUAGUCAAAGUAAUGUGCUUUAGUUAACGUAUCAUUGUCAGAUGUAAUCUUACCAAUCAUCCUCCUUCUCAUUUCCGCUACUGUUAGUCAAAUGCUGAUGUUUGAUGCUGAAAACGCAGAAUUUUGUCCAAUCAAAAAACCAUUCACCAAGUCUACACUUCUCAUAUUUUUCGUCUAUAAUUACAUUAAUUACCGCAAAUAGCAGUCCCUUUAUCCCUCCAAAAACACACCUUGAACCUUGAACACCCGAAAGAUGGAUGUCCGGUGUGUUUUGCUUGCCACAGGAAGCUUGGUUUUGUGCUUCUCAGGCUUCGCGGCCGCAGUUGACACUGUCGAUGCAUCUCAACCGUUAAGUGAUGGUGAGACAAUAGCUUCAAGUGGGGGAACUUUUGAGCUGGGGUUUUUCAGUCCAGGCAGUUCGAGGGGCCGUUACUUGGGAAUUUGGUACAAGAACAUCCCACUUAGAACUGUUGUUUGGGUUGCAAAUAGAAGCAAUCCAAUUAACGGCUCUAGCGGCACGCUGAUGAUCAAUAGCACAGGCAAUAUAGUCCUCCUAAGCCACAACAGCAGUGUUGUUUGGUCUGCAAACACUACCGAACAGGCUGAGAAUCCAGUUCUACAGCUCUUAGAUAAUGGAAAUCUUGUGCUGAGAGAUGGCAAGAAUGACAGUUUGGAUACUCAUUUGUGGCAAAGCUUCGAUUACCCUACCGACACUUUUUUGCCAGAAAUGAAGCUUGGAUGGGACUUGAAGACCGGUCUCAAUCGGCAAUUAUCUUCCUGGAAGAGUCCAGAUGACCCAUCACCAGGAGAUUUCACUUGGGGGAUGGCCAACCGUGAUUUCCCUGACAUCGUAGCAUGGAAGGGCUCCGACAAGUACUUCAGGACCGGACCGUGGAAUGGCCUUCGUUUUAGCGGCGCGCCGCAACAAGGGUCCAAUUCCAUUUUCUGGUAUAAUUUCGUAUCCAAUGCAGAAGAAAUUUACUAUAUGUAUCAUAACACCAACAAAUCUGUGCUCGUAAGGACUGUCCUGAAUCAAACAAAUUACUUGUGGGAGCGGUCCGCGUGGAGCGAAGCGACUCAAAGCUGGAGGCUCUUCCUCACUGUUCCAAAGGACUACUGCGACACCUAUGGCAUUUGCGGUGCCUACAGCAAAUGCAUAACUAACCAGCUGCCAUAUUGCCAAUGCUUAAAAGGUUUCACACCCGAAAAUCAGGAUCAAUGGAACUCCACUGACUGGUCACAAGGAUGUGUUCGGAAUGAGCCUCUGAACUGCAGCAUCAGUGAUGGAUUCGUAAAGUAUCCUAACAUGAAAUUGCCGGACACUACUCAUUGUUUAGUGGAUAGUACCUUGAGCCUCGACAAUUGCCGGACCAAAUGCUUGGACAACUGUUCAUGUACAGCAUAUGCAAACUCAGAUAUCAGAGGACGAGGAAGCGGAUGUGCAAUGUGGUUCGGUGAUCUGAUAGAUAUGAGACAGUAUCCAGAUGCUGGGCAGGUUCUAUAUUUGCGGAUGCCAGCUUCUGAAAUAGGGAAGAGUAAUUCCAAGGUGUGGAUAGUUCUGGUAGUAGUAUCAGCAAUUGCCAUAGCUAUUGCCAUGCUAGUCGCCAUCUGUUAUGCCCACAGAAGAAGGAAAAACUUCAGAGAGUUAGCAGAAAAUAUAUCUGAAGGUCAAGAGAGUGAACACCCUGAUGAUGACUUGGACCUCCCAUUAUUCGACCUACACGCAAUUGCUGAGUCCACAAACAAUUUUUCGAUGAGGAACAAGCUAGGUGAAGGCGGUUUUGGACCUGUAUACAAGGGUAUACUUGUAGAUGGACGAGAAAUCGCUGUGAAGAGACUUUCAAGUAGCUCUAGGCAAGGACUGAGGGAGUUCAAGAAUGAGGUCAUACUAAUUGCGAAACUUCAGCACCGAAAUCUAGUAAAGCUUCUUGGUUGUUGCAUUCAGGGAGACGAAAAAAUGCUGAUCUACGAAUACAUGCCCAACAAAAGCUUGGAUGCCUUUAUUUUUGAUAAAGAGAGAAGUAAGUUAUUGGAUUGGCACAAGCGGUUCAAUAUUAUCUGCGGUGUUGCUAGGGGCCUACUUUACCUUCAUCAAGAUUCGAGGUUGAGGAUAAUCCACCGGGAUCUCAAAGCGAGUAAUGUCCUUCUUGACAACGAGAUGAAUCCAAAAAUUUCAGAUUUUGGCAUGGCUAGGAUCUUUGGAGGAGACGAGACAGAAGGAAAUACCAACAGAGUGGUUGGGACAUAUGGCUAUAUGGCACCCGAAUAUGCCAUCGAUGGGCUAUUUUCAGUUAAAUCGGAUGUGUUCAGCUUUGGCAUUUUGGUCCUCGAAACUCUAAGUGGAAAAAGGAACAGGGGAUUAUAUCAUUCGAACCACAGUCUGGUCGGCCAUGCGUGGGAGUUGUACCAAGCAGGCAAAUCUUCCGAACUGAUCGAUUCGUGCUUGGUGGAAACAUCCGAUUUAUCUCAAGUGUUACGAUGUGUUCAUAUCGGUCUCCUCUGUCUGCAAGAACAUCCCGAGGAUAGGCCUAGCAUGUCGUCUGUUGUGACAAUGUUGAGUAGUGACAACUCGCUGGCUGUGCCUCAACAACCAGGUUUCCUCGUGGAGAGGAACCCACACAGAGGAAAUUCGUCGUCUGGCGUUGACUCUUCUGUAGUCAAUGAAAUCACUUUUACACUUCUAGAGGCCCGAUGAGAAGAGGGGAACAUGUCACAGUUUUGCAUUUUUCUGACUUGUGUAGUUCAUUAAUGUGCAUUAUGACUUCUUCAGAAUUCUUGUUAUCAUUUGAGCCUGUGCCACCGUAAAUGGUUUGUAUGUGUCACACUUGACAAACUGGUGAUAGGACAUAAACCUGAUAGUUUACAUUAGAUCUAUUAAAGAAAAUGAUCAGCUUUUAAGACUUUGAUAAUGAUUCAACAGUUUCAUCAUGCAACUCAA
This is a messenger RNA of Syzygium oleosum, 3086 nucleotides long. Its product is annotated as G-type lectin S-receptor-like serine/threonine-protein kinase At4g27290. The record is from RefSeq and is a predicted model, not a curated record. Gene Ontology annotation, molecular function: ATP binding; protein serine/threonine kinase activity. The transcript is spliced from 7 exons. Gene Ontology annotation, biological process: recognition of pollen; protein phosphorylation. The coding region runs from base 402 to 2843 and encodes 813 amino acids. Lineage: Eukaryota; Viridiplantae; Streptophyta; Magnoliopsida; Myrtales; Myrtaceae.